AUGGGGAACCUCUGCCUAGGCAAGCCCGUCGAGUUGGCCAGCGCUUCCUCUUCGAUCCCCUCCAGUGGGUCUUUCUCCCUCCCGCCCCCCGCACUCUCUCUCUACCUUUUCCCUUUUCCACGGGGUUCCGCCGAGCUUUAUCUCCGCCGUUCGAUUGCGCCCUAGCUUCGGAUUCUCCGUCUCUCUCUGGAUGAUUUCUGAGGAAACUCCUAGGGGGAUUCUAACAUAAUUCGAUCGAGAACCCGGUCCCGUUCUCCUCCUGUUCUAUUGGGUCAACGGGCUUCUUCCUCUGUUUUUUGUAAUCUCUUGGAUUUCUGCUGAUCGGUCUGGUUAAUUCCUCCGCAGAGGUCGUCUUAAAAUCGAACGAUUCCUCCGAUUUCAACUCUUCGAGCAAUGGGUCAUCGGUCAGCACCCUCAGCUCCCACCAAUCAACGAGCCAUCCGAUCCCCAUCGCCGCUCUAAAAGCGUUCACUCUGAAUGAUCUCAAGGCCGCCACGAAGAACUUCCGCUCGGACAGUUAUCUCGGGGAAGGAGGAUUCGGGUGUGUUUACAAAGGAUGGAUCGACGAGAACACCCACGCGCCCACGAAGCCGGGCGUCGGCAUUGUUGUCGCCAUCAAGAAACUCAAGCAAGAGAGCAUCCAAGGGCACAAGGAAUGGCUGGUCUGUAUCCUCCUGUUCCCACCUCGCCGGCCCCGAUGAUCAAAAUGUCAUUUUUCUUCCCCUUUUACUGAUCCGGGAUCCUUUUUUUCUUCGGUCAACAGGCGGAGGUGACUUACUUAGGUCAAUUCCACCAUGAGAAUCUGGUGAAACUCAUCGGAUACUGCUCCGAAGCCGAUAAGAAACUUCUAGUCUACGAGUACAUGCCCAGAGGCAGCUUGGAGAAUCACCUUUUCAAGAGUAUUCACCUACCCCGUUUCUUCCUCAGACCUUCAUCUGGGUCCUCGCCGUUGACUCUCCGCGUUCUUGUUUCCCCAGGAGGGGUCCAGCCGAUUUCAUGGGCAACGAGAGUCAACGUCGCCAUUGACGUCGCUCGAGGUCUCUCCUUCCUGCACAGCUUGGAACCGCCAGUGAUCUACAGGGACCUCAAGGCGUCCAACGUUCUUCUCGUCUCGGUACAUUCCCCGCCGGUUCCAUCAGAUUCAUCCUCCCUUCUCUCUCUCUCUCUCACCGCGGAAGAUCAUCGAAUUUUCCCCUUUUUCCUCCGCAGGACUUCACUGCGAAGCUCUCCGACUUCGGGCUGGCGAGGAACGGGCCCACCGGCGACAAAACCCACGUCUCGACGAGGAUCGUCGGCACCAGAGGCUACGCCGCGCCGGAGUAUAUCGCCACCGGUGAGUUCCUCCACCAAAAAGCGUACUCUGUUCUCGAAAUCACAGCACGAAGCCGUCGUACGAAAUAGUGAAAUCGAUGAUUCGUCGGUGCAGGGCAUCUGACGGUGAAGAGCGACGUCUACAGCUUUGGGGUGGUCUUGCUGGAACUGAUGUCGGGGAAGCGGUCACUGGACGAAGACAGAGGCGGCAUGGAGGAGGCGCUGGUCGACUGGGCGAAGCCCUUCCUCGGCAACCAGAGGAAGAUGGUGAGGAUAAUGGACACGCGGCUGGAGGGCCAGUACGUGAAGAAGGCGGCUCAGACGCUAGCCUCGGUGGCUGAGGAGUGCCUCCACGCGGACCCCAAGAGCAGGCCGUCCAUGGCAGAGGUCCUGGCCGCCAUUGAAGAGCUUCAGGCGCCGAGGAACACACCGCGAAGCUCCAAGGGGACCCCCAGCCACAGCCUUCAGAGAUACAAGCCCUAG
Messenger RNA from Spirodela intermedia, 1794 nucleotides. Lineage: Eukaryota; Viridiplantae; Streptophyta; Magnoliopsida; Alismatales; Araceae. The record is from the annotation of a GenBank genome assembly.